UGUAGCUAUAAAGAACAGAUUCAAAGAAAACUGCUUUACACUAUGUAAAAUUCGUGAAUCUGAUUCGUGUAUGCUCUUGGAUUCAGCUAAAUUUAAGAGCAUAUGCCAAUUAGAUUUACGAAUUUUAUAACAGCUAUAAAGCAGCUUUUCUGCUGAGCGCAACUAUUGUUUAGAUCACCAUGCUUCAGUCUAUUCGGUGUUUAUUUUGGCUCUAUAUAGCAAGUCUCAGAUUUCUUUUCGAUAUAGAUUUCAUAAAUUAACUAUAUCUGUGAACUAUAAAUAGUGAAUAGUAAAUUAACCAUAUCUGUGAGAAAAUAAAAUAAUCCUUGAGCAUUAUCAUGUCAGAUGAUUUAAAGUCAGUUCGAAAAAUUAAGAGGGAAAAUGUGAAAAAGGCUAUAGACCUUAUCAUUAAAACAAAUGCAGAGAAAAGAAAUAAUAGAGUUACAAAUCAAAUUUCAAGCAACAACAAAGUUGCUUUUUACUGCAACAAGUAUAAGAAUAUCAAGAAAAGAAAACGGAUAUCAGUCGUAGGAUUUUCAAAAAGUUUAGCAUUAUCAGAAAUGCAACUAUACAUUGCACGACAGGACUGGAAGCAUGCAAUACACUUACUUCCUACACUUCUUGAAUAUUCUAAUGAAAUUGAACCUUUAGUGUGGAAGUACAUGUUUAUAAUUGUAUUGCACAUGAAUGAUUCAUCACAUCUUCGUGAAUUUUUUGAGCAAUGUGCUGGUAUUCAUGGUUCGAGUAUUAGUAUAUUUUUAGAAAGGUUGCUAUCAUUACCACUUCAGGAAAAUAAUUAAUCUUGAAAUAAAAUAUAUUAUGUUGAGACAUAUUUAUGGAUUAUAACAAUGGCAGAACGUAAUGCAACAAAAUCCAUACGCCAAACAUUAACAAACUUAUUAAUAUCGUUGCUUCGAUAUGUCAAUAUACGAUAUUUUUUCAUAUUUCUCUUGAUAUAACAGUUUGAUAACGUAUGGAUAUCAAUGAUGAUGAUCGAACUUAUAAUGUGCAUGAUAAGUUGCUGAAGCAGCAGUAAUAAAUACACGGAUGAAAGAGAAUUCAGUAGAGUGAAGAACGCUGGUCAGUCGAGAGAUGGAAAAAAUGUUUUUUUACCGGAUCAGAAUGCCAUCUAUUAGGCAGAGGUGGCCUUCGCUGGUCGUACACGACUAAUUUACGCAUUUCUUCUAUGGAGGGUUCUUGAUUACUGCUUGAUAGCCAUUCACUGUAUGGCAUCGCAUAUUCUAACACUACACCAUUACUUAUACAUCUGAGGCAAACUUCCCACAAUAUCAGUCCUAAACUGUAGACGUCUGCUCGUCUGAAGCUCUCUAAACAUUCAACGUUCAUCCUGAAAACACGCAGAAAAUAUUGUGAACAUAUGUAGAUAACUUGUACAAUAGGUAUAAAAUAAAGACUUCAGACUUUAUAACUUUCA
This is a messenger RNA of Harpegnathos saltator (Jerdon's jumping ant), 1435 nucleotides long. RefSeq lists its product as uncharacterized. The record is from RefSeq and is a predicted model, not a curated record. Lineage: Eukaryota; Metazoa; Arthropoda; Insecta; Hymenoptera; Formicidae. The coding region runs from base 339 to 800 and encodes 153 amino acids. The transcript is spliced from 4 exons.